AUGCUCACCUUCAAGAAGGCGCUCGUGCUGUCGCUGGCAUGCCUGACGCUGUUCUUCAUGUUUAAGUCGCACCAUACCAGCAACCGCUCGCCGACCUUCAAAAACGCCCACGACUUGCCCAAGCCCAGCCCCUGGGUCAAUCCAAAAGAAGCAGCCGCCAAGGCCGAGCAGGCGAAGAAAGCUGCUGAGAAGACAGACAAGGUCUUCAACGCGCCCGACGCGCCCGUCAAGAAGCCCAAGGAGCAGAUCAGCCUCGACGAGCUGCACUCGCGCCCGCUCAGGCAGCAGCUCGAGUACCAAUUUCCCUACGAUGUCGACGCCAAGUUUCCCGCCUACAUCUGGCAGACGUGGAAGUACACGCCCGCCCAGGGCGAGUUCAUCGAGUCGUUCCGCGAGGCCGAGGCCAGCUGGUCCAUCCACCACCCCAACUUCGUCCAUGAGGUCAUCACCGACAACGUCGCCGUGCACCUAAUCCGGCACCUGUACGCUUCUGUGCCCGAGGUCCUCGAGGCCUACAACGCGCUCCCCCUGCCCGUCCUGAAGGCCGACUUCUUCCGCUACCUGAUCCUGCUCGCGCGCGGAGGAAUCUACUCGGACAUCGACACGUCGGCCCUGAAGAGCGCUGCUGAUUGGAUUCCUGCAGACGUCCCCUCGAACAGCUACGGCAUGGUCAUUGGCAUUGAGGCCGAUCCAGACCGCCCGGACUGGGCUGAGUGGUACUCUCGCCGCAUCCAGUUCUGCCAGUGGACGAUGCAGGCAAAGCCUGGCCACCCCAUCCUCGUCGAUGUCGUCGCGAACAUCACCCACGAGACUCUGAAGCGUAAGGCCGAGGGAAAGCUCACCAAAGACCACAAGGGCAUAAUCGAAUUCACUGGUCCUGCGCGCUGGACUGACGCCAUCUUCGGCUUCUUCAAUAACCCCGACUACUUCGACAUGGAGUCCAGCAAGGGUAACAUCACCUGGGAGCACUUCACCGGCAUGAAGGCGCCCAAGAAAGUCGGCGAUGUCAUUGUGCUGCCUAUCACCAGCUUCAGCCCGGGCAUCAAGACCAUGGGCGCUGGCGAGGACGAUGACCCAAUGGCGUUCGUGAAGCACGCUUUCGAAGGUACCUGGAAGCCUGAGAGCGAACGCCAUAUCGGCGAGAUCCAACAUUGA
This is a messenger RNA of Didymella exigua CBS 183.55, 1155 nucleotides long. Its product is annotated as glycosyltransferase family 32 protein. The coding region runs from base 1 to 1155 and encodes 384 amino acids. Gene Ontology annotation, cellular component: mannan polymerase complex. Gene Ontology annotation, molecular function: alpha-1,6-mannosyltransferase activity. Gene Ontology annotation, biological process: protein N-linked glycosylation. The record is from RefSeq and is a predicted model, not a curated record. NCBI's taxonomy places the organism in Eukaryota, Fungi, Ascomycota, Dothideomycetes, Pleosporales, Didymellaceae. The transcript has 2 exons.